AUGCAAUUUAUGAAACCGUGGUUUCGUAACGGUAGCUUCUGCCACACCGUGUCUCGCUCCUUUUUAUUAACCUUAAACCCUAAUAACCCUUUCAUCUUCUCUUCACCAAUUCGCCCUCUUUCAUUCUUCUCUUCAUCAAUGGCGUCCACUCACUUUUCUUCAAGCUCCGCUCUCUCUCUGGAGAAACAGUUCGGCGAGUUCAGAACUCAACUCGAAGAAUCCGGAACCGUGCGCGACCGAAUUCGAACCGUCGUUACACAAAUCGAGUCCACCACAAGACUCAUGUAUGCUAACAUUCUUCUUGUUCAUCACUCUCGCCCUACUCCAGAACUUUUGGAGAAGGCUAAGUCUCAGAUUGAUGUUCUGAAGGACAAGUACAAGCAACUUGCUGAUAUUCUUGGAGGAUGUACUGGUCAAUACUAUAGGUAUCAUGGUGAUUGGAAGAGUGAGACGCAGUCCGUUGUUUCUAUGCUUACUUUUAUGCACUGGCUUGAAACAGGAACGCUUCUCGAACACAAAGAAGCCGAGGAAAAACUCGGCUUGAAUGGUCCGGACGAGUUUAAUCUAGAUGUUGAAGACUACCUAGUUGGUGUUUGUUUCAUGUCUAAUGAAUUGCCAAGGUAUGUGGUUAAUCAAGUAACAUCUGGUGACUAUGAUUGUCCAAGGAAAGUCCUAAAGUUCUUAACAGAUCUUCAUGCUGCAUUCCGAAUGCUCAAUCUACGAAAUGAUUUUCUGCGUAAGAAGUUUGAUGGCAUGAAGUAUGACCUAAGAAAAGUAGAGGAGGUUUACUAUGAUGUUAAGAUUAGGGGUUUGACACCCAAUGGUGAGUCUAUUGAAGGAGUCAAAGAACAAUCUUAG
Molecule: messenger RNA, 858 nt
Organism: Vicia faba (fava bean)
Lineage: Eukaryota; Viridiplantae; Streptophyta; Magnoliopsida; Fabales; Fabaceae
Source: the annotation of a GenBank genome assembly